GGUCAAAAGGCAGAAACUGCAUAUGGGCCUGCUACAUCCGGAUCAGGAGGUAAGUUUGGAGCUGACUGAUCUGCUUGUGGCCCGCUUUUGGAGUCCCGCUUUUGCGCCACUGUGGACGGCAUAGGGACAGUUAGUUCUAAAGCCCACCCACCGCUUCUGUAGACACGACCGCAGACGAUACGGAUACGCGUGAGCUACCAGGCAAAGCAGAUCCCGAUCAACACAUGCAGCGUGGCUGAUGCAGCAGACAUUGUUGCGGACGACGGUGGGUCCCAGGAGGUGGACUAUUUUGUUCCCCAAACACCGGAGGUUCUUAAGCCAGAGCCAAUGUCGGCAGACCAGGAUACAGAGAUGGCUGACUCGGACCCUGUCGAGACAGUGGGUGGCGCAUUGGCUAGCGUACUGGUUGAGGUAUUGAUUGGUACACCUGCUGGACAAAGCGAACACACGGAGCAGAUGGUCCAGGAUCGGGAUGCCAGUGAUUUAUCUGAGGAGCUUGCAUGGCCGGUUGGAGGGGCUCGCGAGCCAGGCCAGAUGCUGGAGAUAUCUGUUGAACGAGAAGGUGCUACGCCAGAGUCAGUGGUUGAACCGGUGGAGCCAAUCGAAGAUGUUGCAACUCAUGACGCAACAGGUCCAGUUCCUGGAGGUCAGGAUAAAUCAGAUCUUGAUCCAACGAGCAAGGACGAUGGUAUUUCUGAGCUAUCACCUGCCGAUGCUGCGGCCAAUUGUGCGCAGAUUCAGGAGAAACGCAUGGAUCUGGUUGAAGAAGAGCAUAGGCCGUUCGAUAUGCUGAAGGAGAUCGUCAAACACGAAGAUACUGGCCCAGGGUCAGCGCCGACUGAUCAGGAUGUUGAAAUUCGUGAAGCUGAAGAAGCAGCUGCAGAGUCAGUCAGCCCAUCUGAAGCGCAUGUAGCUAACGGAGAUAUGACAGACUCUUCCCUGUCUGACUGCCUCACAGGGGAUAUUGAUAUAGAUGAUAGCGGAGCUGAGGCACCUCUGUCGCUCGAAAGCAUUUGCCGGUUGAUGCCUGACCCGCUGACUGUCUGUGGCGAUUCCUUCGAUCACUUCCCUGCGCAUGCUCUGGUCGCGCCGCGCACAGAGAAAACACACAUUCAGGCUAUUUACGAGUACGAAAUGGAUACGUUCCCUGUUCAGAAAAAGUACGAUGCGUGGGCAUCUAUGCACGACUCGUGCCGCUGUAUGGCGAAGAACGAGCUCAAACAGCCACAAUGCCGAGCAUGUAUUGGCCGAAUCGCCGGCAAGGGAUGCCGAUUCGCGAUGAUCCGAUAUGUCACAAAGCUGACGAUUACUAUGACUGAUGGACGCGUAAUCUCCAAGGUGCCUGAGGUGCGGCAACCGAUCACGCCUAUCGAAUUGCCAAGUCGCACUGUUGUCCCCGGUGACAACGACACCUGGACUGCGUCAGCAAUGAAAUCACUGCUCCGCCGCGAGCUCGCAAUUGUACGUGAGCUAUCACCACACGCUAUGCAUAGCGAUCUGCGUGGUACCAUACAUGCAAGCGAAGCUGAUUCGGCCAUCCACCCGCUCUAUGCAUGCUCACCAGCCCCUUGCAUCCUGCGCAAGGUACCGUUGGGCGCCCGCCAGAGGUGCGACCACUGCGCAGCACCGAUUUUUGCUUUCUAUACCGACGUCACCCAGCACAGCUACAAGAUUGAGCGCGGGGUAAAGUCGCCGAUAGCACCUGACGACGCUCAGCUGGGUCAAUUUGCUACCAAGGAAGGCGAGAAGACCAUGCACUAUAUUGAAAGACACACGAAACGCCAGUUUGUCCGUGAGCUUGAGAUGAUGCUGCGCAAGGUCAACCGCAUCGCCCAGUACUGUGACCAUCUCGACACCACUCAGCCGUCGUCAUACAGCUCCAUCUCGCUGUGCGCCAACGAGCUACCGCUUGAGGAGCCGGAGCUGCGCACAGAUCGCUCGUGGAUGGACGAGGUUCUGGACCGCGUGGACAUAGAUACCGAGGUUAUCGCUAGCCUCGGCGACGCGGAUUUUGGCAGCCGUCUAGAGUACUAUGCCAGAGAGUGCGAGCAGCCUUGCACACAUUUGACACCAGGAGCCGGCCCGACAUGGGAUUCGCGGAUGCGCUCCCUGCUACUACCUAAAUACCCGCUGAAGGGUGCGGAUGAUUUGACACUGCGCGAGUUUGCACGGCUGUGGGAAGAAGACAACGUCGUCGUGGUCACCGGUCUGGCAGACAAAAUCGAUGCCACCAAAUGGACCCCUACAGCGCUCCUGAAGGCGAUUGCCAUGCAGCCAACCACUGUUCAUAUCAUGGGCACCACUCGCACCACACCCAUCGGCGACAUUACGCUAGCUGAGUUUCUGGGAAACAAGCCGUCGGCGAAGAUCAUGGCCGACAAGUCGCAAUCCAGCACUGCCGACGAUGACGAGGACCCAAAGAUGGCAAAAAGCAGGGAAAUGCUGGAGGAUAUGUACACAGCGCCCGAUGGCAAACUGAAUCUCAUGAACCGUCUGCCGCCACAGUACAAGCAGCCGGAGCUUCUGUCGGAGGUGCACAUGCGCCGUGGACGCGACAACCUACGCUACGACAUUGCCGAUACUUUCGACCUGCUUGUGGACAAGCGCCGUGGCCGCCAGGCUAAGGCAAAGCUAGCUGUUGUGGACGAGACACCAGCGCCGCCCAAACGCCAUGACCGUUCGGCCAAUGACCAGCCCACUAAAAGCGCCGGCCCUUCCCCUGCUGUGCUCUGCUCGUUCCUCAGCAACUCUGACGACAGCCCUCCUGACACCGACCAGAUCAUCACCCCGCGCACGUUCAUGGGGGACAAGCAGUGUGCGGAAUUCUUCGAAGACUAUGAGGAUGCCCAAGCCAUCCGCGUGUUCCAGAACACCGGCGACCUGGUCAUGCGCCAGACAGCCAGAGAUACCAUCUCGGUGCGCAGCAAGUUCUUGUCGCCGGAGCACGCGUCGUAUGCGCGUAAUGUGCGCCAUGAAGCGCUGCCCGUCAUGGACAUUCUGUGUGACCGUGGGGAGGCUAGUGCCAGCGAAUUCAUCUCCAAGUCCCGCAAACACCACAUUGCCAAGGGGGCGGCGGCAGCACGAGCACGCACUGGAAGCAAAAAGCAAACAUCAUAAUUUAUUUGGUCAGUUCAUUUGCAUACUAGCUGGCACACUAUCGCAGCUUGUGACGUGUAUCGCUAGCUAUAUCUUCAAAUAUCGAGCAUGGCAUGUAUUUGAGAGUCAAUACAAAAUGUAGUUCUGAAG
This is a messenger RNA of Linderina pennispora, 3246 nucleotides long. RefSeq lists its product as uncharacterized. The record is from RefSeq and is a predicted model, not a curated record. The transcript has 28 exons. The coding region runs from base 328 to 3117 and encodes 929 amino acids. NCBI's taxonomy places the organism in Eukaryota, Fungi, Kickxellomycota, Kickxellomycetes, Kickxellales, Kickxellaceae.